AAUUUGGGAUAUUAGGUUUCUUUCAGAUUUUCGUUUGAUAAUGAUUACAACUCCCUUCCUACUUAUUUUAGCUCUGCAGCAAACAGCCUACAACGCCUUCCCUGCAUUUACCAGGAAUGAUUUGUCCAACGAAAUUAAGAACAACACCUUUACACCAACUAAAGUGUUUGAGUAUUUGAAGCAGUUUGGAUAUUUAGAGCAGGGUUCUCCAAACAGCGAGGCCCUAUUUACAGAGGUGGCAGUGAAAAAUGCACUUAGAAGCUUGCAAAGCUAUGGAGGAAUUCGUCCAACCGGCGAAGUGGACGAAAGAACUAUUGAGCUGUUGAGUAGGUCAAGAUGUGGAAAUAAAGAUACUGAAAGAAAACCAAAAAGAUCAAGGAGGUUUAUUAUUGGAUCCAAGGGGUGGAAGAAAAGAACUAUUUCUUACCAUUUAAGUAAUUGGACACCAAAACUUGGCAGUGAGCAGUUUGUGAAACAGGAACUUAGACGUGCAUUCCAAACUUGGGCCCCAUACUCUAGGCUAAACUUUAUAGAGUCAGCUGAUUAUUACAAGUCUGAUAUACGUGUGGCAUUUGGAAGAUACUCACACGGCGAUUAUUAUCCAUUCGACGGGCCUGGAAUUAUAUUGGCGCAUGCGUACUAUCCCUACGAGUUCGGAGAUUACGGUGGAGAUAUUCAUUUCGACGAGGAUGAAGAUUGGUCGACAAAUGCGACAGAAAACAGUGAUCUGGAUUUCUUUACAGUCGCAGUUCAUGAAAUAGGACAUUCCCUUGGACUGGCGCACAGCCCUACCCAGGAAUCCAUCAUGUAUCCAUUCUAUAAGGGCCCUGAACGUGAUUUUGGACUCGGAUACGAUGAUAUACUUGCGAUGUAUCAGCAAUAUAUAACAACUCCUUUUCUGGAGGGGGGACUAGAGGACAACUAUACAACAGACGAUGAGGACAACAACAAGGACAAAGAGGACAAAGAGGACAAUGAGGAAGAUGAAAAAGACGACGAGGAAGAGGAGAAGGAAAAAGAGAAAGAGGAAAAGGAUAAAAAGGAUGAAAAAGAUGAGAAUGGUCAAGAUGAUGAGGAAGAUACUGUACUCUUUGAUGAUGAAUAUCUAGCUGAUGAGGGGGAGUUUUACAACGACGGGUUUGAUACAACAACAACAGCAACAAAAUCUGAAGUGACCACAGCAGCAGCAAAUAGUCCAACAACUGUAGUGACAAAGGAAGCAUCAACACAAACCUAUGAAGGAGAUUAUGAAAAUGUAGAUGAUCACAUCAGGCGAAACAGACCUCAGAAAGAAGAGGAUAUUUGUGCAUCAGCAGUUUUUGAUUCAGUUUCAAGAAUACGCAAUGAACUUUUUGUAUUUAAAGAUGAAUUUAUGUGGAGAUUUUCUGACAGGGGUCGUCUUCGAUCUGGGUACCCAGCGCCCUUUAGACAGAUGUUUGGUUUUCCAGAGACAGUUGAUCAUAUAGACGCUGUAUUAGAAAGACCUGAAGAUGGUAUGUUAGUGUUCUUCUCCUCAGGACAGUUUUGGCUUAGCGAUGGAAACUUUUUCCUAGGUGCAUCUCAGCCAAUAUCAGAGCUAGGUCUGCCCUCUUCACUUAGUAGAGUAGAUGCAGCCUUCACGUGGGGCAAAAACAAGAAAAUAUAUAUCUUCUCAAAUAAUCAAUAUUGGAGAUUAAACUCCCAGAUGAGAACAGAAGCUGGAUAUCCAAAGGAUAUUUCUGCCUGGAGAGGAGUUCCUUCAAAUUUGGAUUCUGUCUUUACCUGGACUGAUGGUGUGACAUACUUUUUGAAUGGUGGAUAUUUUUGGAGGUUUGAUGACAACAAUAUUAUUACGGAUACGGAGAUUCCUCUUAACAUUAACAAAUAUUGGUUUGGGUGUUGAAACUAUCCUUUGUUUUUUUUUUCCAUUUUUUUGUUGUAUUUAAGAAAACAUAUUUUGUAGGAGUCAAAUUAUUUUCAUCUCGUAAUUGUUCAUGGUGAAACAUGUUUUUCUCUUCA
This is a messenger RNA of Eurytemora carolleeae, 1998 nucleotides long. Its product is annotated as stromelysin-3. The coding region runs from base 41 to 1882 and encodes 613 amino acids. Lineage: Eukaryota; Metazoa; Arthropoda; Copepoda; Calanoida; Temoridae. Gene Ontology annotation, biological process: collagen catabolic process; proteolysis; extracellular matrix organization. Gene Ontology annotation, cellular component: extracellular matrix. The transcript is spliced from 25 exons. Gene Ontology annotation, molecular function: zinc ion binding; metalloendopeptidase activity. The record is from RefSeq and is a predicted model, not a curated record.